AGUUGAGAUAGUUUCAGAUUUUGUAUAUAUAGUUCACAACAAACAAUAAAAUGUGUAUUCACACAAUUUGAGAAGAGAAAGAAGAUAUAUAGUUUUAUCAGAAUAUGGCAUGCAUUGACAGAGCAUCUCCAUCUCUGAAGCAUUUACUACUCAAGUUGUAUCGUGCAGAGAAGUCCAUUGAAAUUGAUCAUCACUUAUACGAAUUUGGAUCAGUGGAAUAUCAUAUUCAGUCUAAAGUCUCUAAUCCGCUAGUGGCCUACUUGUCAAUAUCAAUCCCUCCUCUUUGCCAUGGAGUCCUAUCAAAUAACCUUUCUCCACACACCAUCGAAAAGGUAAAGGGAAUUUGUCCUAAUCUUGUGGAGAUUACAGAACCUACCAAAGAAGGAUAUCAGCUUACUCUAAAGCUUAACCUCAAUCAGAUUCCUAGAACCAAAGACUAUAUCAAGGUCAUUGAAGAUAUUUCCACAGUUCAAUCAGUAAUUUUGAGUUCACAGCUGAAAGAAAUAUUGUGGAAUGUGAAUUCUGAUGAUGCAGCUCAAGGGAUGUACAAACCUAUCAAACUAGUUUAUAAUCCAAGAGAACCCUUCUUUGUCAUCAAGCAGCCACAAAGAAUCAUAGCAGUAUUCCCAAUUCGUUUCCGAGAGAAGUCAGACGUCAUUAUCGCAACAACUUUCUUUCAGGAGCUCAUGGAUGUUGGAAAUUCAGAUAAAUGGACAAAGGCACCACCUUGCACCUGGUCAGCCAUUCCUCCACCAGAGUUGAGAGGAGAAGCUUUUGAGGAUUUGAGUACCAAUGGAGGGUUUGUCUCUUUUGAUAUCUCUUCUCGGCAUGUUGAAGGCAAUAGGUUAGACAAAACUGUCUGGAAUCUAUUAAAUUUUAAUGCCUAUGUUAGAUACCAUGUAAAGAGUACCAAAGGUUUCAUUCAAAGAAGGAUGAGGAAACGUUUGGAAGAUUUGGCUGAGGUUCUUCACCAAACAAACUCAGAAGAAAAUGAGCAAACCAAAGAAGUGAAACAACAUGAAGGAUGUAGGUAUACCAAUAAACUAGUCAGAUCAUCAAAACACACCAUGAAACAAAGAUGGUGCACCUUGGGAAGAAAAAUAAAGAGGAUUCAUUUCCGACUUAAAAUUCCUGGAUUUGCACGAUUUCGUCAACGUUGGUUGAGGUUCCCAAAAUUUUCUUCAAAAAAAUAUACAAAAUUGGAGUAGAUAUUUUUGCAGUCAUGAUUGAUUGAUUUCUUAUGGUAUAUACCUGGAAGAUCUUCAGUGCACUAUUUGCUCAAGUGUAUUAUAUAUUGUGUAUAAUUAUAAAAUUUUAUCUGACUUUAAACUACUAGAUUGUAAACAAAAGAGAGGAUAUUAAUUUUUAAAGACAAUACAUAGUUUAAGAUUAACAUUAAUGUCGGGAUAUCAUUAUGAAGUUUUAUGCUGAAAUAUUCCACAAAAGAUUAGAGGAAUCCCCUCAAGAGGUUAAUAAUUAUACUAUGUUUGUUUGGUUUGAUUAUUCAGAAUGUGUAUGUCUGAAGAGUGAAAUGCUAUAACAAGUCUAUUACCUCACUUUUU
This is a messenger RNA of Cicer arietinum (chickpea), 1562 nucleotides long. RefSeq names its product actin-related protein 2/3 complex subunit 2B. NCBI's taxonomy places the organism in Eukaryota, Viridiplantae, Streptophyta, Magnoliopsida, Fabales, Fabaceae. Gene Ontology annotation, biological process: actin filament polymerization; Arp2/3 complex-mediated actin nucleation. Gene Ontology annotation, cellular component: actin cytoskeleton; Arp2/3 protein complex. Gene Ontology annotation, molecular function: actin filament binding; structural constituent of cytoskeleton. The record is from RefSeq and is a predicted model, not a curated record.